AUGGCGCUACCUCAACUUUCAUCACUUUCAUUUGGCUUCACUAAAAUGCUUCUUCCUCUGCAAAUAAAAUCUUCAUCUGUAGCAAUAAGGAACUUCCAUGUCCCUCGUCCAACUCAAUGCAUGGCAUCAAAUAUAGUUUCUAAUAAUAGUCAAACAAUUCUUCGUCAAUCUUCAUAUUUCCAACCUUCAAUUUGGACAUACGAUUAUGUCCAAUCAUUGAGCAGUCAUUAUAAGGAAGAAGUGUUCGCAGAGCAAAGUAGAGUGCUAAAGGAAGAAGUAAGAAUGAUGCUUUGCAAAGCAGAAAAUGAGUUUGAUCAACUUGAGCUUAUUGAUGUAUUUCAAAGGCUUGGAGUGGCUUAUCAUUUUGACAAUGAGAUAAGGAACAUAUUGGACAAUAUUUACAAUAUGGAUACAUCCAAUAGGAAGAAGAGUUUAAAUGCCACAGCACUCGAGUUCAGACUCUUAAGGCAACAUGCUUAUGAUAUAUCUACAGAUGUUUUUGAUUGCUUUCAUGAUGAAACGGGUAAUUUCAAGAAAUGUCAGUAUGAUGAUAUUGAGGGAAUGUUAUCACUUUAUGAAGCCUCAUUUCAUUCAUUCGAAGAUGAAACCAUCUUGGAUGAGGCACGUAAUUUCACCUCUCAAAUUCUAAAAGAAUAUUUGAACCAAAAAAGAGGUAACCACUUAUCACUUGUAAUUGGUCAUGCUUUGGAGCUUCCAAUACAUUGGAGAAUUCCAAGGUGGGAGUCUCAAUGGUUCAUCAAUGCAUAUGAAAGAAAGCAGAACAUGAGUCCUGCUUUACUUCACUUAGCUAAAUUGGAUUUCAACAUUCUUCAAGCAAUCUACCAAGAAGAACUUAAGUAUACAUCAAGGUGGUGGAAAGGAACUAGCAUUGCAGAAAAGUUGAGUUUUAGCAGGGACAGGUUGGUAGAGAAUUUCAUUUGGACCGUGGGAACAAAUUUUAAGCCAGAUUUUGAAAAUUUCAGAAGAGUCAUAACAAAGGUCAAUGCCCUAAUAACCACAAUUGAUGAUGUUUAUGAUGUCUAUGGUACCUUGGAAGAACUAGAGCUCUUCACAGAAGCAAUUGACAGAUGGGAUCUAAAUGCCAUGGAUAGCCUCCCAGACUACAUGAAAAUAUGCUUCCAUACACUCUACAACUUUGUCGAUGAAAUGGCUUUAGAAACCCAAGAAAAGAAUGGGUACCACAUCACUCCAUACCUAAAGAAAGCCUGGACAGAUAUAUGUAAAUCAUAUUUGAUUGAAGCAAAGUGGUACCACAGUGGAUACAAGCCAAGCUUUGGAGAAUACAUAGAAAAUGCGUGGAUUUCCAUAAGUGCCCCUGUUAUACUAGUUCAUGCUUACUUUGCAAUUCCACAUUCAUUCAAAAAGGAGGAAUUAGUUAAUUUAGAAGAAUAUUCCGACAUAAUUCGAUUCUCAGCAAUGAUUUUACGCCUUGCUAAUGACCUCGGAACGUAUAAACGAGAAAAUGAGACAGGAGAUGUUCCUAAGUCAAUUGAAUGCUACAUGAAUGAAAGUGGAGAUUCUGAAGGAGAUGCACGUGAGUAUGUAUCAUCCGUUAUGUGUACAACGUGGAAGAAGAUGAAUGAGGAAGCUCGUAGUUGUUCUUUCUCAAGAAGUUUCAUAGAGACAGCUAUAAACCUUGCAAGAAUGGCAAUUUACAUGUACCAGAAUGGCGAUGGCCACUCUAUUCAAGAUCCUGAAAUCAAGAGUCGCAUACUAUCGUUACUUAUUCAGUCCAUUCCCAUCGCAUGA
Molecule: messenger RNA, 1770 nt
Organism: Gastrolobium bilobum
Lineage: Eukaryota; Viridiplantae; Streptophyta; Magnoliopsida; Fabales; Fabaceae
Product: terpene synthase 10-like
Exons: 7
Coding region: 1-1770 (589 amino acids)
Biological process (GO): diterpenoid biosynthetic process
Molecular function (GO): terpene synthase activity; magnesium ion binding
Source: RefSeq, a predicted model, not a curated record